Molecule: messenger RNA, 1449 nt
Organism: Lontra canadensis (Northern American river otter)
Lineage: Eukaryota; Metazoa; Chordata; Mammalia; Carnivora; Mustelidae
Product: olfactory receptor 13A1-like
Exons: 6
Coding region: 1-1449 (482 amino acids)
Biological process (GO): G protein-coupled receptor signaling pathway
Cellular component (GO): membrane
Molecular function (GO): olfactory receptor activity; G protein-coupled receptor activity
Source: RefSeq, a predicted model, not a curated record
AUGGCAUGGUCGGGGGACCACUGUGGGAGGCUGUCGUGCCACGGUGGGGUGUUUGUGGGCAGGUGGUCCCGGGUGCAGUGGUGGCAGGAGGGAGCAAGGCCCAGCUGCCGAGCAGGAAAGAGCUUGAACAGACGGUCAAAGGCCACGAGGAAUCAGACGCAGGUGACAGAAUUCAUCCUGCAGGGCUUCUCGGAAGGGCCACAGCUCCAGGUCCUCUACUUCAUCCUCUUCCUCUGCCUCUACGCCGUGGCCCUCUGUGGCAACUCCCUCAUAAUUGUGGCCAUCGCCUUCAGCUCCAGGCUCCACACGCCCAUGUACUUCUUCCUGGCCAACCUGUCUGCACUAGACAUCAUCUGUGCAUGCACUGUGGUGCCCAAGCUGCUCGCGAUCCUGGUGGCAGAGAAGAGAAGCAUCUCCUACAGAGGAUGCGUGGCCCAGAUGUACUUCCUGUCGUGGUCAGUGGCCGGGGAGGUGCUGCUCUUCGCCGCUAUGGCCUCUGACCGUUACGUGGCCAUCUGCCAGCCACUACACUAUAGCUCCAUGAUGGGCCCCGGGGUGUGCGCCGCGCUGGCUGGAGCCGUGUGGGGCAUCAGCGUGCUAGGAGCUGGAGUCAAUGCCUGCCUGAUGUUGCGGCUGAACUUCUGUGGCCCCAACGUGGUUGAUCACUUCUUCUGUGAGAUACCCCCUCUGCUGUUACUCUCCUGCUCCUCCACAUAUGUGAAUGACAUCAUGGCAGUCAUGGCCGACAUCUUCUUUGCCAUGCUGAACUUCCUGCUCACCAUGGUGUCCUAUGGCUUCAUCAUCGCCACCAUCUUGAAGAUUCGCACAGCUGAGGGGAAGCAGCGAGCCUUCUCUACCUGCUCCUCCCAUCUUGCCGUGGUCACCUUGUACUACUCCACCAUCAUCUACACCUAUCUGAGCCCCGGCUCCAGCUACUCCCCCAGGAUGGGCAAGGUGAUGGCUGUACUCUAUUCCACAGUGAGCCCCACCUUGAACCCUCUCAUCUACAGCCUGAAGAACAAGGAUGUCAAGGCAGCCCUCAGGAAAGUUUUUGCAUUUGCGAUAAGAAACGCAUAUUAUUUUAUAAACAGAAUCAGAUCAGUCCCCUGUCCCCUGCCCAGACCCCAGAGGGAUGUCCCCACUUCCUGCCAGCUCCCUUCUCUCCCUCCUGACCCCAGGGACGCACUCCUGCUGCACACCUUCCCCCACCCCCCAGGCCCCGGGGAUAUCCAGCGUGAGGAUGCAGAGGGUGUGGCCAGGGGCGUGGUCGAGUGUGUGAACACGUGGGCCGGUUCCAGCGCCCUCUGCGAGGCGGCGCUCCAGGAGCUGAUUCUUCGGGGCCCCACUCCGACGAUGCAUGCCCGAGACCCACAUGAGCAGGAAGCUGCAGGUGCGGAUCGUGGAAAACGCGCGCCCACACCGGACCACGGUCAAGAGGGGUGUCACUGA